GGUUGUAUCGGACAGCAGAGCAGGCUCGCUCCACGGAUUUGGAUCUCCUCGUCUGCUGGAGAGAGCACAGACCCGCAGACUGAAAUGAAAGAGGGAAAAGCAUGGUGCCUUCGGCUAGUUCUCCUCGUCUUCGUCUUUGUCGCAUACUACUGUUCCAAUGCCCUAUUUCAGAGUUACGUUGGCACGAGCACGCAUCUGAACAGUAGCAAAACACUGUGUGGCGACUGGGUAACCCAAAAGAAGUGGGAGAGCCUUAACUUGAACAUUGGCAGGCGGACGCAGCUCUUUCUGAAAUUGGAUGAUUUCUUCUGGCGGGAGCAUCUUUCAAAGCUGGCAUUACCUUAUGGAAUUAAGGGCAGUGAGCUGCUGCUAACGAAAGUUCUCGCUGUAACUGCAAGUUACGAGAUGCCAGACAACAUUGAAAAGCUCGAAUGCAGGACCUGUGCAGUCAUAGGAAAUGGCUUUGCCAUUAAAAACAGCUCACUGGGGAGCGUCAUCAACAAAUAUGACGUGGUCAUUCGGCUUAAUAAUGCCCCAGUGAAAGACUAUGAGGAGGAUGUCGGGAACAAGACCACCAUGAGGUUCUUCUACCCUGAAUCAGCCUCCUACGAUCCAGGACUGCACAACGAGCCUGACACACUCAUGGUCCUGGUGCCUUUCAAACAGCAAGAUCUGCGGUGGCUCAAAGAAAUCCUCUAUAAUGAGAAGAGGGUCAGGAAAGGCUUUUGGAAGCCACCGCCCCAAAUGUGGUUGGGUGACUUCGGUAAAAUCAGAGUGCUGGACCCCCACUUUCUGCAGAAGACUGCAGAGGACCUGCUUCAGAUUCCUCUGUACCCCAAAGGUAAACAGAUGCCAGUGCAUCCUACCACGGGCAUCCUCGCUGUGUUUGUCGCUCUCAACUACUGUGACGUGGUGCACAUUGCUGGUUUUGGUUACCCUAAAUCAAAUACCCAAAGGCAACCCAUUCAUUACUAUGGACGUGACACCAUGAAGUCUAUGAAGAAUUCUUACCAUGACCUUAAUCAUGAAGCUGAGGCCUUAAAAAGACUGGAGGAUUCAGGAGCCAUUUUGUACCUGCACCCACAUUCAUGAUAUACACACAAACACACAAUGAUAAAACACCAAAUGGAUUAUGCAUUUAGUUUGCAUCGUUUUAUUUAAACUGAAUCCAAUUGUGCCUUCUGCUGAGGGAUACAAGACUUAAUGCUGCUGCACUGUAAUAAAGUGGGCCAGUUGUUUACGCUAAAGUAUGUCCACCAAACAUGCUUGUUUAGGCUACUGAUAGAUUCAGAUUGUAAUUGUUAGAAAUACUUUUGUUGUUUGACCAGAAUCCACCAAUAUCCAUUGACACAAACGAUGAUUUUACACUGCGUCACUCGUUUUGUUUGCCUUGCUGCGUGGAUGGACCUGAGCACGUGUCACUGAACGCCACACAGUAACGUCUGAUUACAAUGGAUCAUGAUCAAUUCUAGUACUUAUACAUGUUGGUGUUAGGGCCCAUGUGACAGUAUGGACCAAUUGCUGUAUAGUUACAUAUGGCACAUCUCACAUUAAUCAAGACAAUUGACAAUUUGUGUAAUUAUCAAGUGAUACAUACUGUAUUGAAUCUUUUUUUUGCUGAGUUGGAAUCAAUGGGGAUACUGUGUGAACUCUCUUUGCGCACACAUUAAUUUAAGAAGUGAAAUGAAAAUGAAAACCUGGUCAAAUUUGAUUCACGAGUGAAUGAAAUUCAUGUGAAUUUAAAACGUCUUCAGACUGGAAAUACAAGUUGUAUUUUUUACAAUUGUUAGAUGAGAUAAUUUUUUAUUUAUUAUAUUUGUUUUUUUAAAAGGAAGUUUCAUUAAAAUGGGGGAAAACAA
Molecule: messenger RNA, 1859 nt
Organism: Solea senegalensis (Senegalese sole)
Lineage: Eukaryota; Metazoa; Chordata; Actinopteri; Pleuronectiformes; Soleidae
Gene: st3gal4
Product: ST3 beta-galactoside alpha-2,3-sialyltransferase 4
Exons: 11
Coding region: 85-1092 (335 amino acids)
Biological process (GO): glycolipid biosynthetic process
Molecular function (GO): sialyltransferase activity
Source: RefSeq, a predicted model, not a curated record